CGCUGAGUGGGCGUGGCUUGAGCGAUGAAAAACAACAGAUGCCAUGUUGGCUGUGCAGAAAUGAAGGUAUAUGUAGCAUUAUGGAGAGAGAUUUAAGCUGUUUAACAGAACUACAGAGCUUCAUAUCACACUCUGAACACACAGAAAACACUGAGAGGAUCUGUAGCACUGUUUGUGUGUUGUUGUUUUGUUUUGACAGAACCAGGACGCUGUACGAGGAGAUCCGGGCCUCUGUCAAUAAUCACGACAAUAACGGUGAUGGAUCAUUCUGGCGCCCGGUGUUGCCCUGGGGUGGGGUUUACCCAAUCAGAGCAGGUCGAAAAGCCAUCGCCUGCACACCUCUCUAUGUUAAGAUCAAUCUGAAGAACACGUGCACCAUCGACGGGUUCCUCAUGCUCCUCUACAUCAUCCUGAAGGAUAAUCACACCUUCCCAAGAGAGGUGGCCACGUUCCUCGGGAAACAGUUUGUGGAGCUCUUCCUCUAUCUGAUGGACUCUUACGACUACACUACAGUGAAGAUGUUGUGGAUCUGGGACCGCAUGUCCAAGCGUCAGUAUCGCUCAGAGGUCCACCAAGCAGCUCUGGAGAUCGAUCUCUUUGGGAACGAGCAUGAGAACUUCACCAAGAACCUGCAGAACCUGAUGUGUAGUGUACAGGAGAGCUGGUGCUCUAACUGGGGCUGUCCGGCACGCUUUCAGGAGGAUCUCCAGAAGACCAUCAACAUUAGUCCUCCACAUGAGCUGCCUGAUAAAGAUCCCAUUCAGUCAGCAGUUGAUGAGUUUUUCUGCCCACGGCUGGAACUCUGUGAUGAAUUCAAAUGUAAGGGGUUGAGAGAAUUCAGUCAGCGUGUGUUUUGUCACGGCCCGCCUCCUUUCAUCAUUCUGAACAUGCAGAUGUGGCAGUCCGAGGAUCUGUCUUACGUACCGUACCGCCUUGAACUGUCUGAUCAACGGUACUCAUUAGAGGGCGCUACACUCUUCAACAGAGACGAGCAUCAUUAUUCUGCUGCGUUUCAGAUGGACGGAUACUGGAUGCACUAUGAUGGUCUCCGUAGUGACAAUCUUGUGCUGUUGAAUAAACCACCGGAGUUCCUGCUCCUCUCUUCUCUUGUUUACAUCCGAGCUUCAGACAAAUAAACCGCAGAGAAACGCCUGCUACCAGAAAGAGUCUCAAACUUUAACUCUGUGUCUUCUUCAUGACCUCUUUGGUACUUUCAUGAUGUCCUCUGGACACUUUUACUUUUUUCCUUCAAAGAAGAUCUAAGUUGAAUGAUUCGUUUUUGUUAUACUACAUGUUUUUGUGAAAUUUCAUAUUCUUAUAUAUCUAUCUCUAUAUAUAUAUUCAAUUUUGUAAUUUCUAGAUAAUGUCGUCUGAUUGCUGUCUUGCACAGUAAAGGGCUUUUUUUCAGGCGUGCUUGGAAUCCAAGAAUAUUUUUAUGAACUAUAAUAGUUUUGGCCUGUGUGGGAUUUGUAUAUUGACAGGGAAAACUCAGAACUGCAUUCAGGUCCUCUGUAAUCCAACGUAUGUAAACUUUAUAUCAGAAGAUGAAAUGAGAUGCUUGCUUACAGAAAAUUAAUGUCUACAUUAUUAAAAUAUCAAAUUAUAUCACUCAUGGUUUCGUUUUGUCCCAUAUAUCAGUCCUGAAUGGACAUGUAUCCAGUGUUUGUAUGUUUAUAAAUGAUUUUAAUCUAUACAACAUUGCUUUCAGUUCCCUGUUUUUACCUUUUCUUCUCUCGGAUUUCUUAAUCUACUCAAGUACGAGUAAUGUUUACCCUUUAUCUUACCAGGUUUUAUAGUUACGAGUUAGAAUCUGUAUGAUUAAUAAUAAGUGCUGUGAUGGCAUUUCUUUUCCACCUUGAUUCAUCAAAACUAUACAAUAGUCUAGCAUUUUUUCUAUAUGUUGUCUUUGUAAAUAAAAUUUGAACUACAUCUGUAA
This is a messenger RNA of Paramisgurnus dabryanus, 1936 nucleotides long. It is a transcript of the gene dorip1, whose product is annotated as dopamine receptor interacting protein 1. Lineage: Eukaryota; Metazoa; Chordata; Actinopteri; Cypriniformes; Cobitidae. The record is from RefSeq and is a predicted model, not a curated record.